Messenger RNA from Menidia menidia (Atlantic silverside), 1613 nucleotides. NCBI's taxonomy places the organism in Eukaryota, Metazoa, Chordata, Actinopteri, Atheriniformes, Atherinopsidae. The record is from the annotation of a GenBank genome assembly.
UUGAUAGGCCCAAAUGUGACGUCACCAUACCCCGGAAGUACCGGUUUCACAACAAGGGCAGCAGCAGAUGGGUGCUCUCCCUGCAUGUCAAGACCCAGUUCCGUCUCUAAACCGGUUUCUGUGAGAACCUGCGUUAGGUGUGGUUAGGGCUCUGGUCAGCGGCAGUCCAGUGACUUUCGAGUGACUGUCCAGGGGCUGUCCAGCCUCCUCUGGGCUCCACAUGCGCCGCCGUGUCACCGCUCGUUAGCUGCUCUCGUGUGUGUGUGUGUGUGUGUGUGUGUGAGAGUGUGUGUGAGUGAAGGGCAUGGCAGGGCUGGCGCUGGUCAGAACUUUACCCACCCUGCGCGCGGUCACGGCUCGGCUCCUCGCGCCGGCGCUGCUCCCCGUGUGGCGGACGGAGCGCGUGAGGACGCUGCGGGUGGGCUGCCCCGCACGCGCCGGACACAACAAGUGGUCCAAGGUGAAGCACAUCAAGGGACCUAAAGAUGAGGCAAGAGGAAGGAUGUUCAUGAAGUAUGGCAUGCUGAUUAGAAUAGCUGUGAAGGAGGGGGGAUCAAACCCAGACCUCAACGUAAACCUGGCCAACAUACUGGAGCAGUGCAGGACUAAGAACAUGCCCAAAGCAUCCAUAGAUGCAGCCAUUAAGAGUGCGGAAAAGGCUAAACCAGCGUCCCAGCACAUGUUUGAAGCUCGGGGUCCAGGUGGAUGCCUCCUGCUCAUCGAGGUGCUGACGGACAACAACUCCCGUGCGCAUCAGGAAAUCAGACGCCUGCUCACCAAGAACGGAGGGAUGCUGUCUGAUGGAGCUCGUCACAACUUCAACCGCAGGGGCGUGGUGGUGGUGCCGAGCCAGGACAUCACGGCAGAGAGGGCUCUGGAGCUGGCCAUCGAGGCUGGAGCAGAAGACGUCCAGGAAACUGAGGAUGAGGAGGAGAAGCCCCUCCUGAAGUUUAUAUGUGACAUAACCGACCUGAAUAAGGUGAGGACCUCCCUGGUGGGACUGGGAAACCAGAUUACAUCUGCUGGGCUGGAGUUUGUCCCCCGCAACCAUUCGUCUCUGGACCAGGAGCAGAUGGAAGCUGCUUCGAGUCUUAUAGAAGUCCUUACUGACUAUCCAGAUGUGGUGCGAGUGUGGGACAACAUCCAGGCUGACAGCUGAAUGCAGUCUUCUGGACACUCAUCGGACACUACUUGCAAUACUGGAAAAAAGACCAUGAACAUUAUUGAAUGCUCAUGCUAUAUUUUAUGAUUUAUAUGUUGGAAAAAGUGGAAUAAUAAUAAAAUUGCUGUUCACGUUCUGUUCUGCCUUUUAUUCCAUAAAGCUAGGGUCGUUUUUUUUUCCAUAUCCAACCCCGAGCAUUCACCCCGAGGCCUUCUUGGCACUCGCUGCGACUAUUGUCCAGCAGGAUUUUCCAUGAUGAUUUUUUUUCUUUCAGUUUUUAGGUGCUCGCUUCUUCAAACUGAACCAAAGGGAAACUAAAUCUGCAUGUCAAGCAAGAUCAGAGCAAAUGUUCACAAAACAAUCCAGCAUUUUUUCAUUUUAGUUCAAUUACAUAAAGAAAUAAAAUGCAUUUAAAUGUAUUACUUCUGCACAAUCAGCUUUUGCAAUACCC